Molecule: messenger RNA, 1680 nt
Organism: Plasmodium vivax (malaria parasite P. vivax)
Lineage: Eukaryota; Apicomplexa; Aconoidasida; Haemosporida; Plasmodiidae
Exons: 3
Coding region: 1-1512 (503 amino acids)
Source: RefSeq, a predicted model, not a curated record
AUGGUGAGCGGUGCAGAUUUGUCUGUUGAUUUGGCGGCGCCUUUGCGAUUGAGAGUUGAUCUUUCGUCUUGCUACAAAUGUUUGUACUACUCCCUCCUGCACAAGAGAAAAUGCCCCAUUUGCAAACAAGCCAUUCGAAAUAAUGAGUUGAAGAGAAUAGCGGGGAAAAGAAAAAGAGAGUAUGAGCAAUUAAGAAUAAGGUGUAACUUAUGUAAGGAGGAACUGAAAAUAAAAAAUUACGAGAAACAUUUAAAAAUUUGCAAGUACAAGAGAUGCAAAAAUUACAUGUUAGGAUGUGAUUAUUACGACAAAAGGAACAAAUUAAAAGCACACGAAGAAACAUGUGAGCAUAGAUUAAUACGAUGUUCAAAUUGCUACAAUUUAUUUUAUUAUAAAAAUCGCAUUUUCAUGUUAACCCUAAAGGAAAAAUAUGAAAUGAACGUCAGGUGUACGUACACGUAUUAUUCUUUUUACUACAACUUGUUAAUGAAUACAAAUUUUAAUUUUUUUAAAUACAACAAGUGUAUGGCGAAUAAGUAUUUUUCUUGUGAUAAUUAUUUGUCAAAGAAGUUGUCUCUUUUGAGGAGCUUUCAGCGUACCCUUGAACGUUUUGUGGGUAAAUCGGAUCCUGGGCAGGGAGGCCCAACGGUAGAUCAAAGCAACGGUGAAAUCACUCAAAGUAGUGGAGGAGCGCCUAUCCAAAGUGGAAAUCUCCUCAACAACGCAAUUAAGAGUGGCCCAUCCGUUUUCUACAGAGGAAGGGCCACUGGUGCUUCCGAAUUGGAAAUCGAAGGAAGUGAAGCUAAUUACCAGCGUUUGCUAAAUUUCGCGCCUCCGUCGGGCGGGGUAGCAGAUGAUGGACCCCUGCACAUGCUCAGAACCAGUCGUUUGGCUAAUGCCCACACGGGUGGAAGCCAACAGGGGGAAUCUUAUGAGAGUGACAGCUCGGGGGCGACGGACAAAUUGGAAGAAGUCAGUCGCGCGGGCGAAGCGAGCCAAUCCAGCAGCACGGACCACUCAAGAGGAAGCCACCAGUCAAGCGGCAGCCACCGCUCAAGUCGCUCACACCGUUCACACUGCUCACACCGCGCCAAGCGGAGUGGCCCCCCCCGCGGCGGCAACCAUUCCGGUGAGGAGGAACCCUUGAACAUACUGCCCCUGAGGAAAUAUUUCAGCUUCAAAGAUAAAAACAGCAAGGACAUCAUAGUCAUAAUAAAGGAACUGUUCCAAUUUGAUAGCGUAGACAUGAGCAACCUCUGUGUAGACGAUAAUGAGGAGUUUUUUUUAUGCGAGAAAAAUUGUUUUAGGAGUACCAUUAAAAAUCUUAAGAGCGAAUUGGAGCAGUCCCUCGUGCUUUUAUAUUUUUGUUGCUGCGUGGGCAUGCCUGCCAUGUUCACACUUGGUUGCAUGAGCUACAUCACGACCAAGGGGCUAUUUAGGUUCUCCUUCUUGUUGGCCAGCACGUUCAUCAGUUUGUCGCAGCGCCUUUUUUUUAAGUUCUUCUACGGUUAAGGGUUGCGGGAGGUUUAUCACCAGAAGUUAGCGGUGUGUCACGAAUCUAUGGCGCGACGUUAACCUUUGGCGCGACACGAACCUUUUGCGUUGUACUUUUUUUUUUUUGUGUUUUCCCUCAACCUCGCAUUUUUUUGUAUGCCUCUUUUUAAUUAUCAUGUUUAUUAU